Messenger RNA from Gongylonema pulchrum, 372 nucleotides. Lineage: Eukaryota; Metazoa; Nematoda; Chromadorea; Rhabditida; Gongylonematidae. The record is from the annotation of a GenBank genome assembly.
UCGGGAUCGCAAGAUUUGUCCGGGUCAAUUUGUGCGGAAGGAGCAGACAUGCCGCAUAAGUCGACAAAAAGUAAAAUUCGGCUAAGGAUUUUCAGAAGGAGGAGUGCAAGUUUCACGAAGAUUGACGAGCUCAGUAAGGAGGAGGAUGAGGCUGAAGCCGAAGCAAAGACUGUCGCAUCAAGUUCGAAAACAUGGACAACCACAAUGGGCAGAUCACUGAGAAAAAAACUCAGCGCUUUUCGCAAGGAUAUCGAUGAAAGUGACAGCCCAGCUGCAUCGAAGUCCGCGUCAGAGGGAGUUAAUGUUAUUUAUCUUCGGAAGCCGUCAUCAAACAGAAAUGGCACUGGUGGUGUUCUCGGUGGUGUAAGGUAA